AUGCUACUGCGCUUUUUGUUGUGUGCUUUGAUUUUGUUUCUGAGUGUACCCUCUGUGUGUGGGACGGGUGAAACGGUUUCUCAAUCCCCCGGUUCUUCUCGUGAAUGUCCUCGUACUUCUGUAGCUGAUGGUGCUGAAGAGUGUCCUUCUUCUGCUAGUGGGCUUUCUUCUAAGAAAGAACAAUGCACUUCGAAGGAUGAUGCAUCUAAAUGCAGUGACCCUGCCGAAGAAAUAGAAGAGAAGCAGCAUUCUGAUGAUUCUGGGAGAAAACGUGAUGAAGUGGAAAGAAGAGAUUCUGGUAGUGAGCACAGAAAAGAAGAAGCAGAAAUUCAAGUGACUAAAGAAACAGUUAAUCCAGGUGGUCGAACGACUGAGGCAGCCAAAGGAGCCGCAACACCAACACCAACACCAACACCGCCAACGAAUAAUGGUAGACAUGAUGACAGUAACAGCCGAGAAACUGAAUUGCCGGCAGAGCCGCAACCAACCGGUCCACAAGGUAAACCUGGUACUGCACAGUCACAACAGAACACUAUGGAAGUGCAGCCGUCUCCAAUUACAGGAGAAGACGAACCUAAAAGAAAUGAUACUACACCCAAUACAGAAUCCGCUGCCCAAACAACUGCAGAAUCACAAGAAGAUAAUGGACCACAAUCAUCUACUGCCGAUGCUGCUGGGACUCCUGCAUCACCCUCACCAGAAGGAACUGCAAAUACUUCGGAUGACACUACAACAAAUAAUGAGGAAUCAACCAACACCACCACCACCACCACAACAACAACAACACUUCCUCCUGAACUCACAAACAACAAGAAGGGUGAUGCAGACAGCAGCAGCAGUAUCUGCAGUUCUGUGUGGGUGCGUGUACCACUACUGAUUGUGGUUACACUGGCCUGUAUUCUUGUGUGCUGA
Molecule: messenger RNA, 912 nt
Organism: Trypanosoma theileri
Lineage: Eukaryota; Euglenozoa; Kinetoplastea; Trypanosomatida; Trypanosomatidae
Exons: 1
Coding region: 1-912 (303 amino acids)
Source: RefSeq, a predicted model, not a curated record